Molecule: messenger RNA, 843 nt
Organism: Fusarium fujikuroi IMI 58289
Lineage: Eukaryota; Fungi; Ascomycota; Sordariomycetes; Hypocreales; Nectriaceae
Exons: 3
Coding region: 1-843 (280 amino acids)
Source: RefSeq, a predicted model, not a curated record
AUGGGCUGCUUCGGCGCUGAUAACGACACAAAUCGGGUAGACGAGGAGACUGCAGUCCAAGGCGUACAGGUUGAUUUUAGGGAUGAUCGCUGGAUUAUAGACCUUGAGCUCGAUAACAUUAUCAGCAACAUAUCAGAGAUCGAGAGCUGGACAACUUCAUUUCGUAGGGCGCUUCAGGGCGCCAAUGACAAUGGACAACUCCCGAACGAACUAGGUAAAAGUUUUCGGAUCAACUUUGCUGUCCUCCAGCGAAUACAAUUGAAGCAACUCCGCACCAAACUCGCCAAGCAUGCAAUGUCUCUAAGAUUCCAAGCGAAUGAGCCUCAAGGGUGGCAGGACACUCUCAAAGACUAUAUACAAGCACUCCAAAACUAUGAAUACAUGGAAAAACGAAGUCUGCAACCUGAAGAUCCGUUCUACAUGAGCGGCGAGAAGUAUCAAGAUCGCAAACUCCUUGAAGCCAUUCUUGGGGAUAAAGUGAACAGUUUUGAGGGGCAACCGGUGUUUCCUGCUAUCGGACACUGGCAAAAGGGACCAGAGGAAUCGAGAUCUGUUCGAGAUACAAGACAAGACAACUAUAAGCGGAACUGGACAGUAGGUCUUCACCAAAGGCUUGCUGUAGCUGCCGUCGGCGGGAUAUUUCUCGUGGCUCCUAUGUGGUUGAUGGUCUUGCAUAAUACUCUCUACACGGCUUUGGUUUCGACGACCGUGUUCGUUACUGUGUUUGGAUUGAUGGCUGCGAGAUACCUUACGAGUUUGAUGGAUGUUAUGUCGAGUACAGCGGCUUAUGCCGCUGUGUUGGUUGUUUUUGUUGGACUGAUCACUGAGCUGCACGAUGACUGA